Pyrus x bretschneideri (Chinese white pear) is the source of this 2502-nucleotide messenger RNA. Its product is annotated as probable inactive poly [ADP-ribose] polymerase SRO1. Gene Ontology annotation, molecular function: NAD+ poly-ADP-ribosyltransferase activity. NCBI's taxonomy places the organism in Eukaryota, Viridiplantae, Streptophyta, Magnoliopsida, Rosales, Rosaceae. The record is from RefSeq and is a predicted model, not a curated record.
AGGUAAGAAAACGCAGGAUCACAACUUCUAGGUCUUCGUCCUCGCCACGCAACCCUCCCAUCUGCAUUUACAUGUCAAAGUAGCGCCUGCCUUGUCAAACCCUUGGCCAAUCCGAAACCCUAGCACCGUCGUAGUAAUCACCACGACUCCGGCUCACAAUUUUCAAGCGAAGCCAUGGAAGCAACUGAAGCCAUCAGCAAGCCGAUCUCCUUGAUUGCACCGUGGUUUACCGGGUUGUUGAUUUGAGGAUUGAGGAAGGAUUUGAAAAAUAUCUUCGAUGGCUCAUCUUCUGAGAAUGAUGGGAGCUAGAGUUCUAUCUUAAUUUUGAAUUCGAACUUUUGGAUUCAUACUUGCUGAUAGAUAUCGGUCUAGCAGACGGAAAUGGAGACAAAGAUCGCAAAGGUAUUGGAUAGUGGUCCAAGUGUUAAGCUCGAUUCAAAGAGAAAGCGGGCAACGCGGUAUGCUGCAAAUUUUCCUGGGGCUACCCACAGAGUAUCUCAGAGGCCGAGCUUGAAUAAGCUUGCCAAGCGAAGGAAAUUACAUGGAAGCAAAAGCAAGCUUAUGAGCCCUGGAUCUCGACGAUCCUUACUUGCAUCUUAUUCAAAUUUUUCAAGAAGCGGUGUGCCACAGCGCCUAAUGUUUUAUCAGAGUGGUGGAUGGACUGAUUUUCCUCAAGAUCUUGUUGACUUGGUUAUGAAAGAUCUACAGGUCAAGAAGGAAACUGUGAACAUCAAAUCACAUGGUGAACAUUAUUUGCUAGAUUUUUUGCAUAUGUUCCGAUUGAACUUGAAAACUGGUCUAAAGCAACAUAUUGCUUGGAUUGAUGAAGCUGGUAGUUGUUUCUUUCCAGAAAUUUACGAUGAGGAUGACGAUGAACCAAAUUGGUACUGCUCACCUCAAGGUGGCAAAGAUUUGGAACCCUGGGCUGAAGAGCAUUGUGGGUCACGUGAAAUAAGACUGCACCUGGAAAUUGAAAUAAAUGGUAUGGGUCAAUCUGGGUUGAAUGAAUGUAGUGGGGAGUCGAAUGGCUUUGUAAAGAAAAUUCAGGUUGAUCAAAUUCCUGCCAGCCAUGGUGAUGGUACGGAAGUUGAGAAUAGUUGCAACAGGAAACAUGGUCUAAACGUUGAUGAGUAUUCUGAAGACAAUGAAUCAAUGACAAAGAAUUUAGCUAGAGCAACUGAGAUUGAAAAGGAGAAGUUGGAUCGGGAUACUGUUCAUAAGAUAUUCCUUAAAGGAAUGAGCAGCUUUGAUGUUGUAGAAGUACUUGAUAUAUACCAGUGCUCAAGUACUCUGAUGCAAGCUCGUUUGGAACUUUUUCAGAAGCAGGUAGAAAUUACAAAAAUGUUUCGCGGUGAUGCAAAUAUACGAUAUGCUUGGCUUGCUUCUUCUAAAGGAGAGCUUUCAACUAUAAUGAUGUAUGGGCUUGGUCAUUCUGGACUAGCCACGAACAAGUCCAUAUAUGGCACUGGUGUUCAUCUCACAGAAGCGAGCUUCUCUAACACCUGUGCAAAUUCUUGUGAUGUUGACGAAAAUGGGAUACGACACAUGUUAUUCUGUCGUGUCAUAAUGGGAAAUAUGGAGUUACUUCACCCUGGAAGUACACAAUUCCAUCCCAGUAGCAAAGACUUUGAUAGUGGAGUGGAUGGUCUUGAGGAUCCAAAACAUUAUAUUGUCUGGAAUAUGAACAUGAAUACACACAUAUAUCCAGAAUUUGUUGUUAGUUUCAAGAUCAUAUCCAAUGCUGAAGGGCAUCUGAUUGGAACUGAGAAUAAACUUGGUGCAUCCGGGGUUGCAACAUCCUGCCAAGGACCACAGGGCUCGUCUGCAGUUGAUACAGGGAGCGAGACUCAGCCACUUUCUGAUUCUGGGAAAUCUCAUGGAAACAAUAUUCAAGUGGUUUCAAAGCCUGGGGGAUUUCAGGGGGAAAGCACUACUACUGGUUCUGCUCCUCAAAGAGCCCCUAAAUCGCCUUGGAUGCCUUUCCCCAUGUUAUUUUCUGCUAUUGAAAAUAAAGUUCCUCCUGAAGUUAUGAAACAAGUUAAUGUUCAUUACGACUUAUUCAGGGUAAAAAAGAUAACUCGUGAUGAAUUUGUGAAGAAGUUGAGGUUGGUUGUUGGAGAUACUUUGUUGAGGUCUACGAUUACAGAACUUCAAUGUAAGAUGCCUUAUAAAAGCAAUGAGUAAAUUCGAAGUUCCAAAGACAGGUUUACGCUGCCUCUAGUAGCGUGGUCCUGCCUCUCGGAGCCUGUCCAUAAAAGUUUCAGAUAUCUGAAGACAAAGAUCGUUUGAAGCUUGCCUGGUACUAAUGUGUCGACAUGAAGUAAAUGUUAUCAUGGACCUAUUUAAGGUUUGUUAUUCAGGAAUAUGGGAAUUCUUAGCUUUUAUUUUUUGGCGAAAUUUUAUCUAAACAUUUUACAAUUACGUUGGUGUAGUGCUUAAAGUUUAUGCUUUGUGUAGAACCCUAGAUUUGAUGGUUUUAAAGUGGAUUUCUGCUGUCUACCA